GGCUUUAGUAGCCUCGUAGUUAAAACGGCCUUGCAUUGCAGAUUCAAAAAAAAAAAGAUCAAAAUCACUGGCUAGUUUGACAAGGCUUUCAAAAUCAUACGUUUUGAUAUAUAAGGCUCCAAAAUCAUAUCCGUUAUAGCAAGUUAGGGGAAAUCUCAAUUCUUCAAGGCUUUCAAAAUCAUAGCCGUUAUAGCAAGUUAGAGGAAAUCUCAAUUCUUCAAGGCUUUCAAAAUCAUACAUUUUGAUAUAUAAGGCUCCAAAAUCAUAGCCGUUAUAGCAAGUGAGAGGAAAUCUCAAUUCUUCAAUUCUUUGUUUUCUUCCAUGGCGGAACUACAGUUUUGGUUUCUCUUCCAGUCUUUUCUAUGAGAAAUUGUCACACCCACAGGCCUGAAAUCACACGUUCAGGGAAGAAGAAAGAGCAGGAACCUUCAAUUCGAUGAAUAUAUACGGAGUAGGAAACAAUUCACAAGAGAAAUCUGCAGCUGAGAGAGAUAGUGAUAGAGACGGAGAAUCUGCUGCGAGAAUGGUGAAAUUUUUGAAGCCAAACAAAGCUGUUAUCAUUCCUCAACGCAAAUAUGCGACCUGCAAAGCUGUGACCGUAAGGGCAUCUGAUGAAGAAAAAAGGGACAGGCCAAAUGAUCAUUGUUUGGUUGUAGGUCUCUCAAAGUACCGGGAGAAAGUGAUCCAUAGCAAUGCAACAAAGAAGCAGGCGAAGAAAUCUUGUAUGAAGGCUUUCAUCAAGCUUGUGCACUACAAGCACAUCAUGCUUACUUGUUACACACUCGAUGUGGAUCUAAAGGACGUUUUCAAUGCUGAUGAUACUGAGGCACUUGACAAAAAGGUGACUGGUGCGAAAGAGGCCAAGGCUAGGCUUGAGGAGAGGCUCAAGACCGGAAAAAAUCGCUGGGUGAAAGCAAAUGAGCUUUGAUAUAUGGUCAAAUGAAUGAACCUCCUGGUGCUCGAGCUGACGUUGGGCUCACUGAACUGACAGAGUUGCAGGCUCUGAUAGACUGGCCAUGAGAUUCACCUGACGCCUCACAGUUCGGCCUCCAACUUCUGGAGGAUUAUUUUGACUAUUCUUUUGAAGUAUAAGCUACAGUGGAUGCUUGGUGGUCUGACGGGUGGCGGGAAGGUGUUGUUGUUGGAUUUGAUGUCUAUGGAAGCGGUCAUUUUCAGGUUUCUUGUCUCAGUCUGGAAGAGCUAUCUAUCGAUGGAGCUAAUAGCAUAAGUGCUUUAUAAUCUCACCAACUUCCAAUAGCCUACUUCAGCAAGCUUGAAUCAUUGUAUGUAUCAAAUUGUGAAAAAUUGAGAAACAUUAUGUCUCCAUCAGUGUCUAGAGGUGUUUUUAAUCUCCGAAUACUAAAGAUAGAUGGUUGUCAAUCAAUGGAAGAAGUGAUCACAGAAGAGGAACAACAAGGAGAAGAAAUCAUGACUAAUGAGCCCUUAUUUCCCUUGUUGCAAGAGUUGAGGCUUCAAACUUUUUCACACUAACCUUUAUUUUCUAUAGAUCGAGGGAUUUUCUCUAAUUUUAAUAAUAUAAUUUCUCUGGACUUCUUCUUCUACUACUAAAUCUAUUAUUCAAAGUGUACUUUAUUGUCGUUGAGUGAUUUGCUUACACCGUGGUUUUAGAUACCGAUACACUGGUGAGCAAGAUCAUUAUAUCCUGGGAGGAUAUAUUCUGUUAACAUCGGGUACUUGAGGGAAAUAAUUUUCUUAAGGGGACAAUGUGUAUUCAGUGGACUUGAUUUUCUUUCUUUGAGGAAAAUAUUUUUAUAUUGUUUGCAAUCA
Molecule: messenger RNA, 1788 nt
Organism: Solanum lycopersicum (tomato)
Lineage: Eukaryota; Viridiplantae; Streptophyta; Magnoliopsida; Solanales; Solanaceae
Source: RefSeq, a predicted model, not a curated record